Messenger RNA from Sclerotinia sclerotiorum 1980 UF-70, 2088 nucleotides. RefSeq lists its product as hypothetical. Gene Ontology annotation, molecular function: protein binding. Gene Ontology annotation, biological process: chromatin remodeling. The record is from RefSeq and is a predicted model, not a curated record. Bases 1 to 2088 code for a protein of 695 amino acids. Gene Ontology annotation, cellular component: RSC-type complex. The transcript has 7 exons. NCBI's taxonomy places the organism in Eukaryota, Fungi, Ascomycota, Leotiomycetes, Helotiales, Sclerotiniaceae.
AUGGACCCCAAAAGGAAGGUUAAUGGCGGAAGUACUGCGGAUCAAGAUGAUGCGGAUCGCGCUGCGAAGAGGAGAAAGCUUCCUGUUAAUGGUGAUCUAAGCCAAGGUCAGACACCAGAAACAACAACUUAUUAUGGAUUGAUACUUUUGAACCAACUGAGAACGGGUCUGGACAAACAAGGCCGACCGUUCGCAACCAAUUUCCUCACCCUCCCCGAUAGGAAAGAAUUCGCCGCAUACUAUGCGGUGACAAAGAUGCCAAUCGCCUUUGAUACUAUUCAAGAAAAGUUGGACAAUCAUGACUUUGCUACUUUAUCUGAGCUUGAGAGCUUCUUCAAACGCUUAGUAAAAAAUGCUAAGGAUUACAAUGAGCGAGAAUCUAUAAUUCAUCGUGAUGCUGAGCGAAUACGAAAGGCUGUGGUCAAAUUUAUGACUGACAAUAAUCCAGAGUAUAAGACAAAUCCUGGUAUGAAGCUCGAGCCUACGCCAAUUGCACCCGUCGAGUCAGUCGUAUCUAAACCAGUCGAGCCCAAGCCAAUCGAGCCUGCACCUUUACCUAUCGAGCAAGAAGACAGCGAUGCGGAUGCAGAGGGAGAACCCGAGGACCUGGAGGAGGAACUCAAGACUGAACCAGUUCCAGUCACAAAGCGAAGAGGCCGGCCUCCAAAGAAUCCCGGAGCACCACGCAAGAGUACCACUCCUGCUAUAUCCGAUUCUCAAUAUGCUGGUGUCAGCUUCGUGGGACUUACUUUCCAACAAGCGCAAGAGAAGAUUCUAGCUGACGUCCUUGCGCAUAAAGAAGACCCUGCGGACGAAUUCUUUGAAUUUGAGCCGUUCGUAGCAUUACCACCACGCAGUUUGAAAGAUUAUUAUCAUGUAAUUCCAAAUCCACAUUGUCUGAAGGAUCUGCAAAAGCGAGUCAAGGGAACACAUGGAGGAAAACAUGCCACGGGUGUUAGCGAUUUCAAGUCGUGGGCUGCGCUUGAAGAAGAUGCAAGUUUGAUAUGGAAGAAUGCAUAUCACUAUAAUGAAGAUGGCAGUGAGAUCUUUAAUCUAGCAAAGGACCUUGAGAACUUUUUCAAGAAAACUUUGGAAGAAGCUAAGAAGGCUGUGCCUGAGCCUGUAAUCCCCAAGAUCAAGAUUAAUGUUAAGGCUCCUGAACCUAGUCCAAAAAUUACUCUGAGAGUCGGAGUACCUAGAGCAGCGGACUCACCAGCUCCAUUAACCAAUGGUUCUAACGGAACUGUGAACUCCGCAACCUCCUCCAACAGCGAAACACGUAGGAAUCCGUUUGGUGGUUCGCACUCUACUGCGACACCGGCUCCAAAUUUGGGCCAGUUAGAGAGAGCUAGGAGCAUGUCGAAUUCUGCAUCAUCUCCAGUCCUUUCAAAUUCUGUGCCGGUAAAGAGUGAGGAAGCCCUACGCAAGUCGCCUGCUGCACUAAUCCAAUCAACCCCACGACCGAUCAGCCAAACUGUGUCGACGCCGACCCCGGCUCCAAGUAACAUGCUUCCACCACAUACACCCAAUGCGUCUAAUCACAAUUCAUAUAAUCAGGGUGGUUAUGCACAAUCUUUCAACCAUCAACCUGCAAAUCUAGCCCUAGAAUCCAAAUUUAGAGCUCCAGGAAAAAAUGCAUCUCAUGCUAUGAUCACAAACUUGAGCAUUGCAACUCAUCCACGCCUCAAUGUCUCUCGUCAUUUUCAUAUGGAUCUACCCCCGUCUGCAACAUUGACGCAACAAUCUAUCACGAUCAAUCUCCCCUCGACGCAUUACUACCUCCAAAUCAAGCCAACGAUCGCUCAGGCUUUACUCGAGCGUCAGUACAAGAUAUUUGUCACGUCUGGAGUAACUAGAUUGCAUGCUAUACCACUCAUACCAAAUCAUGGAGUGGACCCUCGACAGCCUCUAUUCGAAGCUCGUCUUCUUCCUGGUGUGAACAAAAUUGAAGUUGAAUUGAUUGCGGCCCUUCCUAAGGGUACGCAAUGGCGUUCCCUUGGCAUUCUUGAUAUUUCUGCGUUUGAUGUUAAACAUAGGGGGCGUUUCAGAAAGGCCGUCGCAUUGUUCGAUUUGGCAUUGUACAAGUAA